Molecule: messenger RNA, 813 nt
Organism: Malus domestica (apple)
Lineage: Eukaryota; Viridiplantae; Streptophyta; Magnoliopsida; Rosales; Rosaceae
Source: RefSeq, a predicted model, not a curated record
UAAAACUUGAAAAACUCGUCCCAAAUUUAAAUGGAUAGCAAAAUCAAUAGUGUAUAAAUACAAGUCGCACAGUCGCACAGUCGCAAAAUUCCGUCCGAUAAUUUUUCAUCUUCUUCUUCUCCAAUUUGAUCGCCGUCGCGAAUCCCAGAAUUCUCACGAUGACGGUUGACGUUUCCUCCGCGGGAUCCUUCAAACGAAGGCGGCUCAUCGGCGCCGUCGAUCACAUCGCCAGCAUCGAUUGCAUGGCCAAUAUCGAGGAGAGCGCAGACGAAUUCUACGACUUCACCCCAGAGGACUACUACCGCAUUCAACGCACGCGGCAGAAAGAAGACAAGUUCCUCAAAACGCAGAAGAUUAGAGAGGCAGAGGACGCAAAACGCAGGUCGAAGAUGACAAGGGCGGUGAUUAGGGUUCGGUUUCCGGAUAAUCGCACAGUGGAGGCAACUUUUCACCCGUCGGAUAAAAUUCAGAGCUUGGUCGAUUACCUGAGGAAAGUUGGUGCUCGACCGGAGUUACCGUUUUACUUAUUUACUGCUCCGCCGAAGCAGGUGAUCAGAGAAAUGUCGCAGGAUUUUUACUCUGCUGGAUUUGUUCCCGGUGCAGUUGUGCAUCUUUCGUACGGUGCACCGAACUAAUGUGAACCAACGGUGCAAUGCACCUGCACCACUUUGGUCACCAUUGUCCUUGUCGGGAAUUUUAUUUUCUAGCUAAUAAUGUUUAAUGGAAAUAAAUUUUCUUUUGUUAUGCACUAAUGCACGCGUUAAUCUCGAUAGUUAGGUUUUUUUUGGUAGUUUGAUUUUUGAACUGUCUUUU